AUGCCAAAAAGAAAGGCUCCAACAAGAAUAUCUGGUCUGGUCGACUCUGACGAUGAGAUUGCCGACAAUGCAGUCGCGUCGCAUUCCGAAUCACACGACGAACGACCCGCGAAGAAAGCUAGAGGCAGACCUAAAUCGACUGGCGUAAAGGUUGAUGAACAACCAGUAGCCUCCAAAGCUGCGCGCACCUCAUCCGCUGCACCAGUGAAACAGAAUAGCACUAUGAAGAGGGUUCCAAAUCGAGGACGGCCGCGAGCAACUGCAGCAAAAUUAGAUGGUAUCGACGAAGACACUGAGGAUGGAUUACAGACUGAGGAUGACUCUUUGCAAGAAAGCGCCCAUGAAGAGCAAGUCGCUGUACCAGAAGUAUCACCGGUCAAAAAGAGGAGGGGCCGACCGCGGGAAUCGGAUAGCAAUGCAAAACAAACACACGUAACGGAAGAUGGCGAAUUUGAAUAUACGCCGACGGGUUCGCGACAAUUCAAGCCUGUAGAAGAAACCAGCAAACCUGUCAAGCCCCGUGGUAGACAACGGAAGUCUGACUUGGCAGAAGAGACUGUGAUUCCCGACAGUCAGAACCCGACUUCAGACGUGUUGAUAGACGAGGUUCAGCCUUCGGACAAAAGAUCUAGCAUCUCCUCACCAUUGAAGUCCUUGACAAAUGGCGAAAGACCAGGCCGAAAACGCCCAACUGUUACUUUCGCAGACACCGUUGAAAAGGCAUCAUCCGAUCCAGACCUAAGACGCAAGCUCGGUGACAUGACCAAGAAGUAUGAGACGCUGGAAGUCAAGUAUCGUAACCUACGCGAGAUUGGCGUUGUGGAAGCCAAUGCCAAUUUCGAAAAGAUAAGGAAACAGUGUGAAAGCGCUACGAAUGCCUCAAAAAAACUUGUGGAUUCUCUCAAAGAAGAGCUUGCUGCGCAGAAGGUUCUCGGCAAAGAAUCCAGAAAUCUGCAGAAGCAACUGCGCGAGCGAGAAAAGGAAGUGACAGGUCUACAAUCACAGGUCGGCGACCUAUCGACCCAAUUAUCCACGGCCCAGACAGAAAUCAAGGCAUUGCAGACAAAAUUGGCAGCCGCACGAAACAACUCCGUGCCCAACGACGCUUCGAACAAUAAAGUCCCCGGAAGCGCCGUCAAAAGCGUUGCGAAUCGCAAUGCUGCAGCAGGUGCUGCCGCUGAGGCAGCUCAGGCCGCUCAUCUGGCGCAGUUAAAAGAAGACUUAUACAGCGAUUUGAGUGGUUUGAUCAUUCGAAAUGUCAAGAAAAGAGACUCCGACUAUCUUUAUGACUGUAUUCAAACUGGUGCAAAUGGAACUCUUCAUUUCAAACUUGCUGUGGCACAUGACGGCAAUGGCAAUAUGGCUCCCAAUUUUGAUACGACAGAGUUCCAUUACAUGCCCCUUUUGGACUCUAAUCGCGAUGCAGAUCUAGUUGAAAUUUUGCCGGAUUAUCUUACGGUGGACAUCACAUUCUCACGACAAAACGCGUCGAAGUUUUACAACAGAGUCAUUGAUUCUCUCACGAAACGACCAGUCGAUUCGGUUGAAUGA
Messenger RNA from Talaromyces amestolkiae, 1551 nucleotides. RefSeq lists its product as uncharacterized. Lineage: Eukaryota; Fungi; Ascomycota; Eurotiomycetes; Eurotiales; Trichocomaceae. The coding region runs from base 1 to 1551 and encodes 516 amino acids. The record is from RefSeq and is a predicted model, not a curated record. Gene Ontology annotation, molecular function: protein binding; microtubule site clamp. Gene Ontology annotation, cellular component: chromosome, centromeric core domain; nucleolus; mitotic spindle. The transcript has 3 exons. Gene Ontology annotation, biological process: attachment of mitotic spindle microtubules to kinetochore; meiotic sister chromatid segregation; homologous chromosome segregation.